Messenger RNA from Gopherus evgoodei (Goodes thornscrub tortoise), 1532 nucleotides. RefSeq names its product ADP ribosylation factor like GTPase 5B (gene ARL5B). The transcript has 6 exons. Gene Ontology annotation, biological process: vesicle-mediated transport; protein localization to Golgi membrane; intracellular protein transport. The record is from RefSeq and is a predicted model, not a curated record. NCBI's taxonomy places the organism in Eukaryota, Metazoa, Chordata, Testudines, Testudinidae. Gene Ontology annotation, molecular function: GTP binding; GTPase activity. Gene Ontology annotation, cellular component: trans-Golgi network; cytoplasm. Bases 188 to 727 code for a protein of 179 amino acids.
CGGGGUAGAGGGUGGCUCCGCCUACUUGCCUUUCUGGGCUCUGUCCCUUGGCUCGGGGCCAGCUGUAGCUGCUGCUUUCAAGUCUCCAGCACCGGCUGGUGGCGUCCGUGCGCUUUUGUGUCGUGGGGACGCUCGGAGCGUGACGUCCUCCGGCCGCGGGACGGGCCCGUCCCAGCCUAGUCUAGCCAUGGGCCUGAUAUUUGCUAAGCUGUGGAGUUUCUUCUGUGACCAGGAACACAAAGUAAUAAUAGUGGGACUUGACAAUGCAGGAAAGACCACCAUUCUUUACCAGUUCUUAAUGAAUGAAGUGGUCCACACGUCUCCAACCAUAGGAAGCAAUGUUGAAGAAAUAGUAGUAAAAAAUACCCAUUUCCUUAUGUGGGAUAUUGGAGGACAGGAGUCAUUACGGUCAUCAUGGAACACCUAUUAUUCAAAUACGGAGUUCAUCAUUCUUGUUGUUGACAGUAUUGACAGAGAACGACUUUCUAUCACAAAAGAAGAACUUUACAAAAUGUUGGCACAUGAGGAUUUACGGAAGGCUGCAGUUCUCAUCUUUGCAAAUAAGCAAGACAUGAAAGGUUGUAUGACAGCUGCUGAAAUAUCUAAAUACCUCACCCUUAGUUCCAUAAAGGAUCACCCAUGGCACAUACAGUCCUGCUGUGCUUUGACUGGAGAAGGAUUAUGCCAAGGUCUGGAAUGGAUGACCUCCCAUAUUGGAGUGAGAUAACUUGUUGCAAAAGAGACUGCAUCUGUUUAUUCUGUGAACAUGAACAUUUUCCUGGUACUUCUGGUUGCUAAGGCAGCGACCAUGUUUAAUUUAUAAUGACAGAAACCACUGAGCAGCACUUGAAUCAAGUGCAGCUGAACUGAAACACAAAGUAUUUUUAACUUUUUUAAUGCACUACUCUUCCACAGGAUGAACAUGUGAAUCUGUUUCAGUAUCAAAGUUCUCCUGGCUAUUCUAAUUUUUCAGUGGUUGCCUUGUAAGAUAUCUUUCAUCAUGGAAAAUCUUUCACACUUGAUUUUUGUAAUGAUGCAAACUGCUUCUGUAAUUUACUACCAUAGAUAAAUUUCUUCAUUAACACUGGAAAAAAAAUGAGUAGAUUGACAUUUACCCUAGCAUAGCUUUAAUGAUUUCAAAAGAUUGGGCUAUCUGUGUUCAGAUAGCCAUAUCUGCAACGGGGCUAUCUCCAAGGCAGGUUUUAGGUAUGUUAAGAAUUGAAAUAGUCAGCAUUGAAACAGUUAUUUAAUGUGUAACUGAAUUUCUGCCUUAAGAAAACACACCCUUUUUUAUUCCCACAUAAAGUAAGUAGUUCUGGGUCAUAUUUUUACCUGAAAACACAACUUUGCUGGGUAGAUAAAAAUCAGUUUCUAUUUAAUUAAAAUGCAUUUUUCUUUUUAAAAAUGAACCAGUUAAAAAAAUUGAAAUUUUGACAACAUAUUAAUUGCUAAAUUUAGUGUAAUUUAUUAAAAACAACAAGGAGUCUGGGGGUGGCACCUUAAAGACUAACGGGUUUAUUUGGGCGUAAGCU